AUGCCGCUAACUCAGUGGCAGCCAGGCGACUAUAAAGUGUAUAACAUAGAAUUAGAAUCAAUAGAACAGCAGGAUAACAUAAGAAUUUUGAAGAGUGAUCUGAUAGACUUUUGGACGCACCCUAGUUACAAAUAUGGCGUCGUUGGCAAGGUUAUGGUGCCGCCUUCUCAUUUCAUCUGGUUCGAGGAGAAACUACAAGAGCUGGGGGUAAACAGAGAUGUGUAUAUUGAAGACGUUUAUGAGUACUUUAAUGGAGUGGAGAACAGGACGAGGCUACCAAGGAGUGUGGAUGAAGAUCAUUAUUUUGAUGUCAAUAAGUACCACAGAUACGAUGAUAUCCUGGCAUAUCUUCGCAAAUUACACGAGCAAUCAGCUGAUUCUUUAACCAAAGUGGAACUGAUAGAAUAUGGGGUCACAGCCCAGAAUAGACCUUUGGUCUAUUUGAGGAUAAGUCGUGGUACUAAUGAAACUAAUAGUCCAGAAAAACCUAUCAUUGUAAUCGAAGCUGCCACAAAUCCGAGAGAUUGGGUAACGAUUCCAGCCGCGUUGAAUAUUGUAGAAAAUCUCCUGAAGGAACAAAAAUUUUUGGAUAACCUCGAAUGGAUUGUAAUCCCCGUUUUGAAUCCGGAUGGAUACGAGUACACUCAUACUAAUGUUCGUCUAUGGCAGAAAUCUCGGAGCACCAACAGCAACAUGGGACACAUUUGCCCCGGAGUCAACAUCAAUCGCAAUUUUGACUACGACUGGCAAAAUUUUGACGCCAGUUCUAGUCCAUGCAGUCAUUUAUAUGCUGGAGUGGAACCCUUCUCAGAAAUCGAAAGCCGUAUGAUUCAAGAUAUAAUCAACAAAAAUGCCCCCAGAGUUAAGCUGUAUAUGUCCUUACAAAACAAUGGAGGCUACAUUUCAGUACCCUGGCAUUACGAAAAAGCUGCAAGUGGAAUGUUCAGACAGCAUUACCUUUUAGGCUUAGAUAUGGUAAAAGCCAUGAAAGAUGCGUACAAUUUAGAUGUUGGAUCAUAUAUAUUUGAUAGAAUAUCAGGUUAA
This is a messenger RNA of Spodoptera littoralis (African cotton leafworm), 1044 nucleotides long. The record is from the annotation of a GenBank genome assembly. NCBI's taxonomy places the organism in Eukaryota, Metazoa, Arthropoda, Insecta, Lepidoptera, Noctuidae.